GCUGGUGUCCAUCCAUGAGAGCGGCUGGAAGGCCUUCGACGUGACCGAGGCUGUGAACUUCUGGCAGCAGCUGAGCCGGCCCAGGCAGCCGCUGCUGCUGCAGGUGUCGGUGCAGAGGGAGCACCUGGGCCCCCUGGCCUCCAGCGCCCACAGGCUGGUGCGCUUCGCCUCCCAGGGGCCGGCGGGCGCCAGGCAGGGCCAGCCCCAGCUGGAGCUGCACACCCUGGACCUCAGGGACUUCGGGGCUCAGGGCAAUUGUGACCCUGAGGUGCCAGUGACCGAGGGCGCCCGCUGCUGCCGCCGGGAGAUGUACAUCGACCUGCAGGGCAUGAAGUGGGCUGAGCACUGGGUCCUGGAGCCCCCGGGCUUCCUGGCCUACGAGUGCGUGGGCACGUGCCGGCAGCCCCCCGAGCCUCUGAGCUUCAAGUGGCCGUUUCUGGGGCCGCGGCAGUGCAUCGCCUCGGAGACGACCUCGCUGCCCAUGAUCGUGAGCGUCAAGGAGGGAGGCAGGGCCCGGGCGCAGGUGGUCAGCCUGCCCAACAUGCGGGUGCAGAAAUGCAGCUGCGCCUCGGACGGGGCGCCCGUGCCAAGGAAGCUGGAGCCGUAGGCGCUGGGCGUCGCCACUG
This is a messenger RNA of Pteropus alecto (black flying fox), 626 nucleotides long. RefSeq names its product left-right determination factor 1-like. The transcript is spliced from 2 exons. Gene Ontology annotation, biological process: SMAD protein signal transduction; BMP signaling pathway. NCBI's taxonomy places the organism in Eukaryota, Metazoa, Chordata, Mammalia, Chiroptera, Pteropodidae. Gene Ontology annotation, molecular function: transforming growth factor beta receptor binding; cytokine activity; growth factor activity. Gene Ontology annotation, cellular component: extracellular region. The record is from RefSeq and is a predicted model, not a curated record. The annotation marks the transcript as partial.